AGCUAAAUACGCUCAAUUCUUCCAUCCCGUUGUUACUGACGGGGCGACGCCUUUGGCCCUUGUGCUGCUCAGUGCUCUUUGCAGGUACUAAAUACACCAAAAGAUUUCGUUCCUAAGCCGUGAUUGGAGGAAAUCCAUAAAGUCCUCUUUUGUUCUAUUUGUCUUUAUUCCAUUUUCGAACCCUAAUUUCAACCUUAUCGCACAUCAACGAUUCAGCUUUCGCUGAAUCCCUCAGUAGUUUGAGGGGCUACAUAAUUUGUCCUGUAGACUGGGGUUGUGCGGAAUGGCAUCUGUAUCCAGUCAGCCACAGUUCCGUCUCACCCAACCUCCAUCUAAGGUGUUGCACUUGAGAAACUUGCCAUGGGAGUGCACGGAGGAGGAAUUGAUUGAGCUUGGGAAGCCCUUUGGUAAAGUUGUCAACACAAAGUGCAAUGUUGGAGCUAAUAGAAAUCAAGCUUUUAUAGAAUUUGCUGAUUUAAAUCAGGCUAUUGCAAUGAUAUCAUAUUAUGCUUCGUCAUCAGAGCCUGCUCAGGUACGGGGGAAGACAGUUUACCUGCAGUAUUCUAAUAGGCAAGAAAUAGUCAACAACAAAACAACAGCUGAUGUUGCCGGAAAUGUGUUGUUGGUAACCAUUGAAGGUGCAGAUGCACGCCUUGUCAGCAUUGAUGUUUUGCACCUGGUGUUUUCUGCAUUUGGGUUUGUGCAUAAGAUUACUACCUUUGAGAAGACGGCUGGAUUCCAGGCAUUGGUGCAAUUUUCUGAUGCAGAAACUGCCUCUUCUGCAAAAAAUGCCCUUGAUGGAAGAAACAUCCCUAGUUAUCUGCUUCCUGAGCAUAUUGGACCAUGUACCCUUAGGAUCACAUAUUCUGCUCAUACAGAUUUGAGUGUAAAAUUCCAGAGCCAUCGGAGCAGGGACUACACUAAUCCAAACCUGCCUGUUGCACCAUCAGCUAUAGAUGGAGGUGGUCUGUUCAGUGUGGGCCUUGAUGGAAAAAAACUAGAACCUGAGAGUAAUGUUCUACUGGCAUCAAUUGAGAACAUGCAAUAUGCUGUCACCUUGGAUGUUUUACACAUGGUUUUCUCUGCUUUUGGACCCGUGCAGAAGAUUGCAAUGUUUGACAAGAAUGGUGGACUUCAGGCUUUGAUUCAAUACCCUGAUGUUCAGACAGCUGUUCUAGCCAAAGAAGCAUUGGAAGGACACUGCAUCUAUGAUGGAGGGUUUUGCAAACUUCACAUCUCAUAUUCUCGCCAUCAUGAUCUUAGUAUAAAGGUUAAUAACGAUCGGAGUAGAGACUAUACAAUCCCUAAUACUGCCAUGUUGAACCCUCAGCCUUCUAUUCUUGGGCAUCAGCCUGUUUCUACAAUUGGUCCCCCUGCUCAUCCAUACAGUGGAACUCAGUUUGCUCCACCUACAGAGCAUCCAGCAAUGCCUCAACCUUCAGCUGGAUGGGCUGCAGGAGUACUAGCAGCGCCCCAUUCUAUGCUAGCACAGAUGAGUAAUCAGCCUUACUUGCCGCCUGGCGCUAUGCCACCCCAAAUGGGACCUGGAAUGAUGUCGAUGGCAGGCCCUAGCCGCCUACCACAGGGUGCUGCAAUGCCACCACCUUAUAGACCUGGCCAAAUGCAAUAGUCUGUAGUCUAUUAGUAGUUUUAUUUAUCAGUUUCAUGUUCAACAAUCUGCAAAAUGGACUUGUGUGGAUAUGCCUUUUGAAGGAGUGCCCUUCUACAACCCAAUCUAUCUGUGAAGUUCGAAGUGGUUUAAAUGUUUCUCUUUUUCAGCAAUUUUGGAGUUGAGAUUCUGUUAGCAGAAGUUUGAGAGCCUUUUGCUGGCCCAGCUCUAUUCUGAACCUUGUCUGUGUUUGAUUGGUAUUAUGAAGUUCUAAACAUUAAAAUGGUCACAUUUUACUUCUUUUACUAAAGUAUUAAUGCUCCUUAAUUAUAUUCGAGAAAAUUUGUAUUA
This is a messenger RNA of Hevea brasiliensis (rubber tree), 1960 nucleotides long. RefSeq names its product polypyrimidine tract-binding protein homolog 2. Lineage: Eukaryota; Viridiplantae; Streptophyta; Magnoliopsida; Malpighiales; Euphorbiaceae. The record is from RefSeq and is a predicted model, not a curated record. Gene Ontology annotation, molecular function: mRNA binding. The coding region runs from base 284 to 1630 and encodes 448 amino acids. The transcript is spliced from 11 exons. Gene Ontology annotation, cellular component: nucleus. Gene Ontology annotation, biological process: regulation of RNA splicing.